AGAGAGAGAGAGAGAGAGAGAGAGAGUGAGUGAGAGUGAGAGAGGGAGAGUUCUUGGUUCAGCUCCCAUGGCGUGAAUCGAGUCGCGGGGAUCCGAAACCAAAACCCUAGCAGCUACACUCUCUCCGCUUCGCCUCGGAUCACGAAGAGAAGAGGAGCGGAAUCCUCUAUCGCUCGGUGUCGAUCUAUCCUUCCGGAUUCGCGAAACCCUAGAAAGACUCGAAUCCGCGGAUCUGAUCACGGACGUACCAGGGGAUCGCUGUUGCGAUGUGAGGAGCAAAAUCGGUACCCUGCGUACGAAUCGGAUCGGUCGUUAACACCCGAUCUCUUUCGUUUCCGCUGUUCCAUCCACUGUUUGUUGUAAUGGAGACCGAUUUUUCGGCGCCGAUCGGAGGAAAAGCUGCGGAUUUGGCGAGAUCCCUGCGUCAGGGGCUUUAAUCGAGCUCCAUUUGUAGAGGAAUCGCCUUUAUCGGCUUUGCUGUUCGGUUUUCGAACGAAUCGGAGCGCCUCCGAUUCGAACCGCCGAGUUCGGCUGAGUUGUACUGGGUUUGUUUUUUUCUAUAAAAAUAUAUAUGUGUACAUGUACUAUUGUUGUUCGAAUCGCGUCUCGCUUCCUCCGUAUGUAGCUUCGGAGAACGAGAACUCACAGAUGGAGCGGAAUGUUUUGGCUUAAAAUAUUUUAAAGAGAGGAAAAGGAGAUUCCUCAAUAGAAGAGAAAAGAAAAAGCUAAAAUUUUUAUAAAGGAAAAAAAAAAAUAAAGAAAAAGCUUAGCUUGGAAUCUUCAAAGGCAUCUGCUGAUAAAGCUUUCUAUUUAUUUGAGGGUUUCGCGCUCGUCGCACUGUUUUAUAUAUUGUUAACCCUGCAAGGAGAGUCUCUGGAAGGGUUUUAAUCUUCAUUUAUAUCUCCGAUCUCGAAGACCCGGUCUUUCUUGUGUUUGCUGUUGUCUACGUAUUUGAGGUAAAGGAAACCGAUAUUCCGGAGAAGAAGAAACCCUCAAAUUCCCUUAAUUGUUGAAGAGUUUAAAAGGAACCCGACCUCUGUUGUGCCGCGAAUGGUAAAAAGGAGAAAAAAAUUGCAGCUUUGGGUAGUUUUCGAUAACCGAGUUUGAAUUCACAAAGUUGGUUUUGCGGCAUCUGUGUAAGGAGCUUUGUAGUGAAGAGGAUGAUGGUUGUGUCUUCUUGCAAGGAAGGGAAGGGUGGUAUGGAUCCUGGGAAGUACGUACGCUAUACGCCGGAGCAGGUCGAGGCGCUAGAGAGGCUCUACCAUGAGUGCCCAAAACCGAGCUCGAUGCGGCGGCAGCAGCUGAUCAGAGAGUGCCCUAUUCUCUCUAACAUAGAGCCUAAACAGAUUAAAGUUUGGUUUCAGAAUAGGAGGUGCAGGGAGAAACAGCGGAAGGAAUCGUUCCGGCUUCAGGCCGUGAAUAGGAAGCUAACUGCGAUGAACAAGCUGUUGAUGGAGGAGAACGAUCGUUUGCAGAAGCAGGUUUCUCAGUUGGUUUAUGAGAACAGCUACUUUCGACAGCAGACUCAGAAUGCUGCUAUUACGACUACAGACACAAGCUGUGAUUCUGUGGUGACAAGUUCUCGACACCAUUUGACACCCCAACACCCACCACGAGAUGCUAGCCCUGCUGGACUUUUGUCUAUAGCGGAGGAAACAUUAGCAGAGUUUCUAUCAAAGGCCACUGGAACUGCUGUUGAGUGGGUCCAAAUGCCUGGGAUGAAGCCUGGUCCGGAUUCCAUUGGAAUCGUUGCUAUCUCACAUGGUUGCGCUGGUGUGGCAGCACGAGCUUGCGGCCUUGUUGGCAUCGAACCUGCAAAGGUUGUAGAAUUCCUCAAAGACCAACCGUCAUGGUCUCGUGACUGUCGGUCGGUGGAUGUUGUGAGUGUACUGACCACUGGAAAUAAUGGAACCGUUGAACUGCUUUACAUGCAGCUAUAUGCUCCAACAACACUGGCUCCUGCUCGUGACUUGUGGUUGAUGCGCUAUACAUCAGUUCUUGAAGAUGGAAGCCUUGUGGUCUGUGAAAGAUCACUUAAUAACACACAAGGCGGUCCAACAAUGCCAUCUGUGCAGCCUUUUGUCAGGGCGGAAAUGCUUCCUAGCGGCUACCUUAUAAGACCCUGUGAUGAUGGUGGCUCUGUUAUACACAUUGUUUAUCAUAUGGAUUUGGAGCCUUGGAGCAUCCCUGAAGUUAUACGACCACUGUACGAAUCAUCCACUAUGCUUGCUCAAAGGACGACUAUGACGGCUUUACGCCAUCUUAGGCAGAUUGCACAUGAAGGUUCGCAUUCUAUUGCUACAGGGUGGGGUAGGCGACCUGCAGCCCUAAGAGCACUUAGCCAGAGACUAGGCCGGGGUUUCAGCGAAGCUAUUAAUGGCUUUGCCGAUGAGGGGUGGUCAGCUGCCAGUAAUGACGGCGCAGAUGAUGUGACCAUCCUUGUCAAAAACUAUGGUUUCACAAACGAAUUUUCAAUGUGUAAUGCUGUGCUGUGUGCCAAGGCAUCAAUGCUUUUACAGAAUGUGUCUCCUGCAAUGCUCCUGAGAUUUCUAAGAGAGCACCGGUCAGAAUGGGGAGACAGUAAUAUGGACGCAUUCUCUGCUGCAGCGCUAAGAGCCAAUUCAUGCAAUUUUUCAGUGCCUCAUAUUGGACCAUUUGGUGGUCAGGUCAUAUUACCACUAGCUCAUUCACUUGAUAAUGAAGAGCUUCUAGAGGUGCUUAAAUUGGAAAAUAUUGGCUAUUAUCGAGAUGCCCUUGUGCCUCGUGAGCUACUUCUCUUGCAACUUUGUACUGGACUGGACGAAAAUGCUGUAGGCACCUGGUCUGAGCUUAUAUUUGCUCCAAUAGAUGCCUCUUUGGCUGAUGAUGCUCCAUUGUUGCCUUCUGGUUUCCGGAUUAUUCCUAUUGACUCUAUAAUGGACACUUGCAGUCCUAGUAAUAGGACACUGGAUCUUGCCUCUACUCUUGAAGUUGGACCAACAGGAACCAGAGUUUGUGGAGAUCCUUCUGGCCGUUAUUCAGCCACGAGAUCUGUAAUGACAAUUGCAUUUCAAUUUGCAUUUGAGAGCCACCUACAAGAGAAUGUGGCAUCCAUGGCUCGACAUUAUGUGCGCAGUAUUAUAUCCUCUGUCCAAAGGGUUGCAUUGGCUCUCUCACCUUCACGUAUUGCUUCUCUUGGUGGCCUGUGUGCACCACCAGGAAGUCCGGAAGUGCUGAUGCUUGCUCGUUGGAUUUGUGAAAGCUAUAGGGGUCAUUCUGGAGUCGAACUUCUUAAACCUACUACUGAGGGCAACGAACCACUUCUCAAAUCACUUUGGCACCACUCAGAUGCUGUUGUUUGCUGCUCGGUGAAGGAUGCGCCCAUCUUCAUGUUUGCGAACCAGGCAGGUCUUGACAUGCUUGAGACAACAUCUGUAGCCUUGCAAGAGAUAACUCCAGAGCAGAUAUUUGAUGACAAUGGAAAGAAGACUCUCUGCAAUGAAUUCCCUCAGAUAAUUCAGAAGGGUUUUGCCUGCGUCCAAGGCGGUCUGUGCGUUUCAAGCAUGGGUCGGCCUGUCUCUUACGAGAAAGCUGUCGCGUGGAAGGUGUUGAAUGAUGAAGAUGAUACCCAUUGCAUCUGCUUCAUGUUUGUUAACUGGUCCUUUAUUUAGCUUACAACUCAACUCAAAACGGUAAAAAGACAAACUUAUAUUUCACCGAUUGCCGCUUUUUGCUCUCACUUGCUGCAAAGCUUUCCGCCUCCUCGUUCGGACUACAGAAUGCUCAUUGCUUUGGCUUGCUCUGCAUUUACAGUGCAUAAGUUAUAUAUACCCAAUACCGGUGUACCGUGGUGCCCUACUGUGCCCAGUUUGUGUGAAAACUGUUUGUCCUGAAAAAGUAUUUUUGGUUUCAUUGUAAUUUGGGAUGUAAUUUCAAACGAUUAGUGUUCUCUGUUCUCCGUGUGAAUCCCUUUCGUACAUUCGAAGCGACGCGAUGAAUUCAAGUGCCUUUGAAAUUGUUGGUCCUAUGGUUAGUGUAUACUCCGGCACCGUUCCGUUUCAGUUGGCAACAAUUUCAUAGUGAAAGGGCUAGUCUGAGGUAUCGGUAUUGUGCACAACUAUAAGAUUGCAGCAGGUAAAGAUGAAAGGAAUAAUUAAGACAGGAAUGUGAGGAUGGUUUUUGUA
This is a messenger RNA of Ananas comosus (pineapple), 4163 nucleotides long. Its product is annotated as homeobox-leucine zipper protein ATHB-15-like. Gene Ontology annotation, molecular function: DNA binding; lipid binding; DNA-binding transcription factor activity. NCBI's taxonomy places the organism in Eukaryota, Viridiplantae, Streptophyta, Magnoliopsida, Poales, Bromeliaceae. Bases 1161 to 3650 code for a protein of 829 amino acids. The record is from RefSeq and is a predicted model, not a curated record. The transcript has 18 exons.